Messenger RNA from Mesorhabditis belari, 1110 nucleotides. The record is from the annotation of a GenBank genome assembly. NCBI's taxonomy places the organism in Eukaryota, Metazoa, Nematoda, Chromadorea, Rhabditida, Rhabditidae.
AUGAAAGAAGAAGAACUAAGCGAUGAUUGUAAUGAGAUUCUCGAUUUGACCGAUGAUUUGCAAAGAGGAGAGAAAUGUCAGAUUUGUGGUGGAAUGCAUGCGAGGAGAGCUUAUGGAGGAAUGGCUUGCGGGUGGGCUAAUUUCACAGCUCGACGCGCCGGUUGUGAGCUUCGGAAGCGUCGUGGUCUCAUUCAAUCUAAAGAAAUUCACUUAAAAAGAGAAUUUCAAAUGGCUGCUCAAAAUUUCGCGCGUCCUUUGCUUUACGAGAGAUUAGAAGCUGUUGAUGUUGUGAGAAGUUUGAUGAACAUUCAAAACAUGAUUACCCAGGAUCUCCACGGGCGUCUUGUUUUCGAUUUCCCUUACUCUUUCGAGCUUUCUCUCAAUCAAGUUUUGCACAAUCCGACCGCCGUUUGUUCAAGGAUACCGCUUGGCUACGAUGAACCCACCGAGCCAAAUAUUCCACUUGAGCAACUGCCAGCGAUGGCCGCGAGAAUAGUGGCCAGAGCACUAGUCCAUUGCACCGAUCUCUAUCGAGCAAUUCCCGAAUUUUGGCAUCUUAAUGAGGAAGAUCGGAUCAACUUGAUUAGCACGCAAUUCGCUAUGCAAGGAAUGCUCAACGACUACUAUCACACUUAUAAAUAUAACUUUAAAAACGGUCUCUUGUCAGCGCUUGGAUUCAGAACUAUCGGUCCCGAUUGUCCCGUGAACGCCGUGCCGGGGAUUGAUGUUUUUUUUGAGGACACUUACAAUUGGUAUGUUCCCUACGGAGUGAAACUUGUGAUUCCAGCGAUUCGACGCGGUGAGAUGCUCGACGAAGAAUUUCUCCUAAUCAAAACCAUUCUUUUGUUCUCAUCAGCUGUGGGAUUUUCCGAUGUGAGUGCUCAGGUGAUACGCAAUGCUUUCAACAAAUACACGAGCAUCUUGCUGGAGCAUCUGAAGAAUCGGUUUCAAAGUCCUUCAAUGGCGAUUGAAAGGUUCACGGCUUUGAUGAGUGUUCCAAACUAUUUGCUGAACGCAUCUCCAAAAAUAAACGCCGAAUUGGGCAGGAACACUUUGAUGAAAUAUUGCAAACUCGAAGGACCACUGCUUGAAGAAAUCUUUCACAGACAA